This is a messenger RNA of Elgaria multicarinata webbii, 2839 nucleotides long. RefSeq names its product cyclin-L1-like. Gene Ontology annotation, biological process: regulation of transcription by RNA polymerase II. Gene Ontology annotation, cellular component: nucleus. The record is from RefSeq and is a predicted model, not a curated record. Gene Ontology annotation, molecular function: cyclin-dependent protein serine/threonine kinase regulator activity. The transcript has 6 exons. NCBI's taxonomy places the organism in Eukaryota, Metazoa, Chordata, Lepidosauria, Squamata, Anguidae. Bases 845 to 1753 code for a protein of 302 amino acids.
GCACUACACAUUUUGCUCAUGAAUUUGGGUUGCAAAAGGCAUUGUGUUCAAACCUCCUUUUUAAGGUCGCAAAUGUGUAAAAUGUACUGACUGUGAGUCAUGUGCGAUAUUUUUUACAGUUGCCUCACUCUGUGAACAUUUGUUUUGAGAAGCCUUGUUACAGUGGGGCAAGUUGGAGGCCGCCCAAUGACAACCUCAGUGAAGAGAACCGCUUGAACUCUGGCCGUUCAACGGGGGUAAUACCAAACGUCAGAACUUGGACUUCUGUGGCUAUGUCUGGCUCUCUAAAAGGAAUAUGUGUGUUGGAUGCUUUCACAAGUGGAAACGGGCCCUUCCAAAGAAGCUUGCAGCGGAAGAGACUGUGGAAGACGAUCCUUUUCUCUCAAAACCACCAGCGAGAUCCGUAACUCCAGACUGGCCGUUUUUUGAGUUUGCAUGCUCCUCCGCGUGACGGGAUUAAGCCUAGAUUUUGAAGAGAAUUCUUCAAACUCUGCUACAAGUUGUGCCCACCAGGAAUAAAAUAACACGUUGUGCUUUGUCUGUGAACAGGCCAGCCAGUAGAUGGUAGCAGGCAGAAAAGUGAAGUUAAAACUGGUUCUCUUUCAUAAAACUCCAGCAUCCAGUUGAUAGUUUCGUGAUAAGACGCCCUUCCCUGGGAGGAUGCUGUCAGUUCGUCCGUUCCAAAUUCUUGUCAGGUUUCACAGGGUUAUCUACCGUUCAAACCUAGCUGUAGAAUGCCUAGAAAAGCUAGAGCGACAGUAGACCUAAAAAGCAGCGUAGCCCAAGGAGGGGGACUUGGCCAGACUCUGCAACUUUCUCUCUUGUUUGCCUUCUCAGGAACUACAUGAACGACAGCCUUCGGACCGACGUCUUUGUACGAUUCCAUCCCGAGAGCAUUGCGUGCGCCUGCAUUUACCUUGCUGCCCGAACUCUUGAGAUUCCUCUUCCUAAUCGUCCUCACUGGUUUCUCCUCUUCGGAGCUACAGAGGAAGAAAUUCAAGAGAUCUGCAUGAAGAUUUUACAGCUAUACACACGGAAAAAGGUUGACUUGGCUAUCCUGGAAGGCCGAGUAGAGAAAAAGAAGCUGGCCAUUGAAGAGGCAAAGGCACACGCAAAAGGCCUUUUAGCAGAUGGAAAACCCACCUUGGAUGCCGUGUCAGGAUUUUCUCCUAUCCCUAAAACUGAGUCGCCAAAAGAAAAUAAAGGCACCAAACCUUCCCCACUCGCUGUGCAGGUGAUAAAAAAUGCCAAGAGGAAAAUGGAAGGGGUGAAGCGGGUGAAAUCAAACAGUCCCAUUAACGGCAUUCCGAAAGGCAGAGAAAGCAGGAGUCGUAGUGGAAGCAGGGACCAGAGUUACUCUAGGUCGCCCUCCAGGUCACCUUCUCCAAAGCAGAGGAAGAGCGAAAGCUACUCCCCGUCCAGCGGCUCGAAAUCCCACAGCCGUUCGCGGAGCCGCAGCGAUUCCCCUCCGCGGCAGUUCAACCACGGCAGCGCCGCUUACAAAGGCUCCAAGGUGAGGAGUUACAAAAAGGCCAAGGGGUACAAGUACGCCUCCCCCAAGCAGCCGAAGUCCCGCAGCCGGAGCUCGUCGCGGUCCAGGAGCCGCUCGCGGGAACGCUCCGACCACUCCGGGAAGUACAAGAAGAAGAGCCACUACUACAGGGAUCAGAGGCCCGAGAGGCCACACUCCUACGAGAGGCCAAGCCACCGCUACGAGAGGGAGCAUCCCGGCCACAGCCGUCAUAGGAGAUGAAGGCGCUCCGGGAAACGGCCACAGCGAGCGCUCUGCGGGAUCCCACGCGGCGCUUCUUACACCUGCGCUGGAUUCCGAGGGCUUCGUGGAACCUGUCUUGACGCCUGCCUGGUUCUACGCCCGCUUGGCACCAAACCUAAGGAAGGAUAUUGAAAAGGACACAACUGGGCCACGUGUGUCACGUCUUUUGGCUGUUCUGGAACCUCUUUCCCUAACGGGAGAGAGCCGCUCUCUUCCGCUUCUUCUUAAUCCCGGACUGGGGGAUGCUCCUUUGUGGAAGCAGGAUUGUGCCCAGAGAACAGUCGGGAUGCUGUGGAGAAGAAUCGCCUCGCGAGGCUGUUAAGAGUGUUCAAACAUCCUCCCCCCCCCUACUUUCCACCUCUCCCCCCCACCCCCCCAAAGGCUUUUGGAAGCUCAAACUGCUUGGUGCUAACAGCAGGUCCUUGUUUUUAUUUUUAUUUUUCCAACGGACUUGAUCGCAUUGUCAUAACACAAGGUGAUUUUUUUUAUUAUUUUUUUUUUAGAGUCAAUGCCUAUAUUAGGCGCGGCCUUUUUGUGUAUAUAUCUGGUGUUGGAGCAGUAAGGACAGAGAAAAGGCCUUAAACCCCUUAAAAGUUGCAAAUGCAUUUAAUUAAACUUUGGGGGACUUGCAACGUGCUUACUAAAUACGGAGAACUUAAAAUUUCUCGACUGAACACUUCUUCCCUGCUCCCUUUUUAUUUUAGGUUGGGUUUUUUUCCCCCCCUUUUUGCAUAAAGAACUCUGUGGAAAUGUGAAAAGUAUUUAGAUUCCGUGUGUUGGAAGUGGUCUAUUUUUUAAAACUGGCGGAAAUGCCUGGUGCUGGCCACCAGCUCAGGACUUGAGAGGCUUUCAUAUAAUAUAACGUUUUAUGUGGUUUAGAUAAACUCUCUACUCAGGAUCUUUAAAAACUCUGAACUGAUAGUUUGUCCACCCCUUGCUUGCUUAAGAGAAGGUGUUUAUAUUAAGAGAGAAAUGUAUGCAGUGCAGGAAUAUCCGUUUUAGGGGUAUAACUGAGCUGUCUUCCUGUUCCUUGAUUUCAUUAAAGUAUUUGAUUUUGUAUUUAAA